UCCAAACAUAAUCUUUUAGCGUUACUUCGUUAUUAGCAGCAUUUUUGAACUGCAAUCUUCUGGUCGUUAGGCGUCGUUAUGGAUCAGUUUUACGAAAUCUUCGACUCAUAUGCUGAGCAGCUGGCUAAGCUUCCAAUGUUGCCAGUUUUACAGUGUGUCCACUACAUUAUUAUGAACUUGAAAUUACGCAUGGGAGAAGGUGCACUAUCCUUUGCCUAUUCCCAUCCAAUGUCUUCCUGGGUUUCUAGUAUAUUGACAUGUUUUGCUGGGAGCUUUUUGACAAACUUCUUGUUGGGCAACUCUUUGCUGUCACCACUGACAGAUUUGGAACAAAUUGCCAUCCUGUCUGUCAUUUGGUAUCUUGUAUUCUUUUGCCCUCUGGAUUUGUUCACCAAGGUCUUUAUGCUGAAGCCAUUGUGGAUUGCUCUUCUGGUUGUCAAAGAGGCCCACAGAGCAAAGAACAUUCUCAAGGGAGUAGAGAUAUCAUCAACACUUUACCAUGAUGCUUGGCUGGUCAUGAUAGCAGUAGGAACUGCAAAAGGAGCUGGCAGUAGACUUUUAAGACCAGUGGUUAUGUUUGCUCAAGGAAAAGUGGAUGCUGUUAAUGAAGCGCUGUACCCAUCAUUUGUCACCAAACUAUCCAUUGUUGGAAGUAUUCUCUUCAUUGUGGUGCAGAAGCGCAUAGUAGCCUUCACAACAGCUGAAGUUCUUCUGGGCAUAACUUGUGUGGGAGCAUUUCUUCAGGUCCUCAUGUAUCUCAGUAACACAAGUGACCCUUUUACCUAUUUAGAGAAAGCUGUGGCUGCUGUUCUUUUUAAAGAACCAGCUGAAAAGGCAGAUACUUCAGAUGCUAAGAAGAAAAAGGAAUAAUCACUUUUAAUUUAAAUGAAGAAAGAGGAUACACCUUACUUUUGAUAAUUGUGUCCUUGCCUAGUGUGCAACAGGUUGGAAUAAGGCAAUCUGUCAUGGAAUGUCAGUCACAAAGACUUGCUGAUUGCUAUUAACCAAUCAGAAGAUUGUGUUAUUUGUCACAAAUAUGUGGUGAGGUUUUGUGUAAGCUUAUCCGAAAAAUUCCUCUCCUUCCUUUGAAAAAGGAACAGAGAAACCUUGGAAUGAGGUUGAGGUGUGUUGUCUUUGAGUGGUUUGGUGAAUGUUGAAAUAAAUCCUGAAAUGGCUUCGUGUUACUUUGAUGUGCUCUCUGAUUGGUCACCAGUCCGGCAAACAAGAUGUACAUAUGCAAAAAAAUUCCUGAAACGUCUUUUUAAUUUCAUCAGCGACGAGAUCAUAAUUUAUUAGUAGUAAAGUUUUUUUCUGAACAUUUACACAUGAACCCUAACGUUAUCGAAGAACACUAAUAUAGUCUUAUUUUUGAGACCCUCAAGAUGACAAUGUAUUUACUUAAAUGUACUGAUAUCUUACUAAUGAACAGCUGUUUCGAGAAAGGUUGAAGGAAAAAAGCGAAAAAUUCACGAAAUAUACCCGAAGGGUAUUGAUGGUAGUUCCUUCACCUCAGGAUUUCAGGGAAAUCUGAGAGAACGUCAUCGUAAGGAUGAGGCACAGCGGAUUUGAUGAGUUUAUUCAUUCAUUUUACUUAUUAAAAUUCGUCGAUUACCGGAUAGCCAUAUUUCUAUUCGAGAUUAUCGCGUGCACUUUUGUCCAUUUUGCCGAAAACCUUCCUCGAAACAGCUCAAAAUAUACUUAUUUUUGAUAGCCAUUUUUUCACUUUUUACUACAAGUGUGUGUAUAUUUGUGUAAUCGUCUCAAUACUUCUAGCUAGUCGUUUUGAAACUUAAAGUUUAGUUACUUCAUACCCUACUAGUCUGCUGUUUUGAGAGCGCUUUCCUUCACGUGAAGAACCCCAACAGAUUUAAACAGUUCUUCCUUUCACAAAUAUUUAGCUUUUAAAAAAAUGCAUAAAAAAUGAGAGAAAAACAAAA
Molecule: messenger RNA, 1937 nt
Organism: Pocillopora verrucosa
Lineage: Eukaryota; Metazoa; Cnidaria; Anthozoa; Scleractinia; Pocilloporidae
Product: trimeric intracellular cation channel type 1B.1-like
Biological process (GO): potassium ion transmembrane transport
Cellular component (GO): membrane
Molecular function (GO): identical protein binding; potassium channel activity
Source: RefSeq, a predicted model, not a curated record